AUGAGAAAUGCUAUAGAAAACAAUUUACAGUGCGCUGAUACGAUUGCUGUAGUUAAAAUGGAUCGUAAAAUGUUGGCACUUCCUGCAAAAAAAACACGUUCAAAAAUCGAAACGACCACGAUAAAGAUAAUGACCAAAACAUUCCUGAAGAAAAAUUUCGAUUUUCUUGGUACUGCGGACGGCAUUAAACAAUUUGGAAUGAAGAUUUCGUCAGAAAGAAUACGUGACACGAUGGUGGGAUAUGUGGUUCUUGUCUCUCUAUGCCUACCAUUUGCCACGACACAAGAUCUGACGGACGAACACUGCGAUACUUGCAGAAUAAAAAGGGCAACGAGGUCGCAAUUGGCAGAUAUCAAAGUCAGGUUAUACACAGGUGAAGAUCUCGACACGUACACAGAGGUGGUAGUCGGCGAUGCUACGGAGCUGCUCGACAAGAUGAACUUGAGCAAGCCAACCGUGCUGCUCAUCCAUGGUUUGUACGGAACUUUGAGCCGUCUAUACAACGAUAAGAUCAUCCUUGGUAUGUUUGAAGGAUAA
Molecule: messenger RNA, 537 nt
Organism: Diprion similis
Lineage: Eukaryota; Metazoa; Arthropoda; Insecta; Hymenoptera; Diprionidae
Exons: 6
Coding region: 1-537 (178 amino acids)
Source: RefSeq, a predicted model, not a curated record